Fraxinus pennsylvanica is the source of this 639-nucleotide messenger RNA. NCBI's taxonomy places the organism in Eukaryota, Viridiplantae, Streptophyta, Magnoliopsida, Lamiales, Oleaceae. The record is from the annotation of a GenBank genome assembly.
AUGAGAACUCCUGGUAAAAUUGAGGGUGGAGCUAAUGGGUGUGUUGCAAUUGAUCAAUAUAAUUUGUGGAAGGAAGAUGUGGCUUUGUUAAAGAAAGUGGGUUUAGACUCUUACAGAUUUUCAAUUGCAUGGACCAGAGUAUUGCCAGGGGGAAAAUUAUCUGCUGGGAUAAACAAAGAAGGAAUCAAGUACUAUAAUGAUCUUAUAGACUUGCUCUUGGCCGAAGGCAUUGAACCCUGUGUAACUAUCUUCCACUGGGAUGUUCCCCAAUAUUUGGAAGAAGAGUACGGUGGCUUCUUGAGCCCUCAAAUUGUGAAGGAUUAUUGUGAGUUUGCGGAGCUUUGCUUUUGGGAAUUCGGUGAUCGGGUGAAGUAUUGGAUCACUUUGAAUGAACCGUCAUCCUUCGCUAUUCAAGGAUAUGCAACUGGUACUUUUGCACCUGGUCAUGGUCCAGCUUCAGCCGAGCCUGUAAAUGCUAUCCCUCCUCAUAGAUGUAAACUUGAGGCUCCAACUCCUUGCUCCAAUGGAAAUCCAGGCACAGAACCAUAUAUUGUGGCUCACCAUUUGAUCCUUUCUCAUGCAAAAGCGGUAGAUAUUUACAGGAAAAGAUAUCAGGUGACAUUUGUUAUAUAUUAUUAA